UGGCUGGAGCUGUGGGGACUGGGAGGGGUUUGGAGCAGCGGCUGCAAAGCAGGGUUCGCGCUGCCUGUUUUCACGGCCGCAGCAGCUCCGCCGGAGAGAAGGUGGGACUCGCUCUCCUGCCCCAGGGGGUCGGGACUCCGCUCGCCAGGAAAAGUUGUUCUCUUUCCUGUAUCCCAUUGAAGACGAGAGCAGGUGAAAGAGGAAGACGUCCCUGUGGAGAACUGAGAGGUCUCAUUUGUGCUCCAACUUUUACUCACUCUGAGAGAGACCUGCUGAGCCGGGAAGAUGCGUGAGUACACGGAGAAGAAGGAGACGUGCGGCACUAUCUGCCUCAAAUACCUGCUCUUCAUCUUUAACUUCUUCUUCUGGCUGGCAGGUGGGGCGGUGAUGGCGGUGGGUAUCUGGACUCUGGCCGAGAAGAGUGACUACAUCAGUCUCCUGUCCUCCAACACGUACAUGGCGACCGCCUACAUCCUGGUGGUGGCGGGGAUCGUCGUCAUGAUUACCGGGAUCCUCGGGUGCUGCGCCACCUUCAAAGAGCGGCGGAACCUGCUGAGAGUGUACUUCAUAUUGCUGCUGUGCAUUUUCCUGCUUGAGAUCAUUGCUGGAAUCCUGGCCUAUAUCUACUACCAACAGCUGAGUAUGGAGCUGAAGCAAAACCUGAAGGACACCAUGACCCAGAAGUAUAGGAAGGAGGGAGAGGAGGGCGUGACCAGCGCGGUGGACAAACUGCAGCAGGAGUUCAAGUGUUGCGGCAGCAAUAAUGCUACAGACUGGAGUGAGAGCAUCUGGAUCAAAUCCGCGGAGGCCGGAGGGCGGAAAUUCCCAGACAGCUGUUGUAAGACGAUAACAGAAGCGUGUGGCCGGAGAGACCAUCCUUCCAACAUCUACAAGGAGGGUGGCUGCAUCACUAAGCUGGAAAACUUCAUCCAGGAACACCUGAAAAUUAUUGGAGCGGUGGGGAUUGGCAUUGCUUGUGUUCAGAUCUUUGGAAUGAUCUUCACCUGCUGCUUGUACAAGAGUUUAAAGUCAGAACCAUAUUAGGAGCACCAGGAAAUCCAUCAGCUCCCCCUCUACCACCACCCGCAAUGUCUGUCAACCCCACCAGCUUCUACCCAGCAGCAAAGAAACAUCAGUAACUCGAGGACUUGCCUUCCUUAUGAAGUGACUCUUGGAUCAUCCAGCACCUACCCUGCCUCUGCCAGAGAAGGCCACCCUCCUUGAGGUGGCACAGGACGGCCAGGAGUUCAGGGGGUUCCCUGUGUGUUCUAGAGCAAUUGAACUGCAGAUUCCACUCUGCUAGAAGCUUUAACAAACCAGGCCCAUGUUGCAACCUGAAAGAGAAAUCAUCCAAGCCCAUUGGGGCCCAGCCGUUGAGGUAUCGGGAUUCCACACAAGAACAAUGGUUCGCUCUGGCUGAUAGACCACUCAGCAGCCUGUGCACCGACCAUGAGGACAGAUGAUGUCUCUGUGCUGGGUGGGAGCCCACAUCAAUUCUCACAUCCAGAAGGUUCCCCUUAGGCCGUGCCCAUGCCCUAACAGAGCUAUAUUCCAUCUAUACCUGCUCUUGUCAGUUGCUGCCGUCACCUCUCUCCAUCUCCCCAGCAGGAGGGUGACCUGCCAGAACUCUGAUCUUGCCCGAGGUGUGGCCGGCUGGGGUUACCUUGCCCCUUCUUCCUCGAAGCCUCCAUCCCACUCAGAGCCCAUUGCAGAAACAGGGGCUCUUUGCCUUCAGUGACUGGAGAGGGAGUGUUCAAUCAUUUUCUGACUCUCUGCGACUUAUAUUUUAUUUAGUGGUUUCCAGUGUAAAUGGGAAAAAUUAACUUGUCCCCCCUCCUGCUCCUUGUCUGACAGGCCCUAUAGUGGGCCAUGAGGGGAAUGUGUUGUACCUUGCCACAUAUGGGUGUUUAAAUCCUUUGCCCUUUCAGUUGCCGGAAUGGCCUACUGAAACACCACUCCCCAGAGACACCCUCUCAUGUGACGAGAUACUCCCCAGCCGUAUGAAUUAAUUCCUGCCCAAGAGAGACAGGUGUGGAGGCUGCAAAGGAAAUGCACUAAGGAUUUUGUACAGGCCUCCCUGGAUCUCAUUAAUCAGUUAGGCACUCUGGCUCUAAUUAAACCUGUAACCCUGCUUUCUCAUUCCUCUCACCCAGUAACCUGCAGGGUCAGCUUCAUCUGACUGCAAAAUAGACUUGGUAAAUUGGUAGUACCAUGGGAUGCUAGUUAACUGUCUGGUUAGUGUAAAUGCAUCGUGACUUCACUAGAAUCCGUGACACUUUUCAGGGGAAACGAUGUCUGUUGCCAACAUAGUCUCUCCCUAUGGCUGUGAACCAUGGUGCCAGCUGGGUGCUAGCUUGAAUUCCUGGCAGCUGCCCAGGGAUGUUGUUCUGAAUCGCCGAUGUUCCAUCGGUGCUUCCAAAGGCUAGACCCGGCACACGGACACCUGGCAGGCUUUGCUUGGUGCAGCUGUGAAAUUUACAUAGCACCUUUAGAGACGCAUGGGUGAAAAUUGGGUCCUCGAAUGCCCAAACUGGUAAUUAGCUCUGAAGUGAAACUAAAUCAGGAUUGGAUGCCUUUCUAAAAAAAAAUGUGCUGAAGCUCAACCUUCAGAGAUGGGUUCGAUGCAGGAGUGCUUCCCAUCAUAAGCACUGUCAGUAACCCCCUUCCAUCCCAGGCAUUCACGCUACACACCCAGCACAGCAUCCUAUGCACGGGGACCCCUGCUCCAAACGAUUUACUACGCCACCCAGCACAGCAACAGAUUCAUGGCAUUCCCUGGAGCUGGAUUCUAUACCCUUCCAUGCUCUGAUUAAGUUUUACUUCACAGAGAUCUCUGUGGUCCUGGUGCUGGAGGGGAGAAAUCACAAGCUACUAAGGCAUGUAAUUUACCCUUGAUGAUCAGCAACUGCAAAUCCCGUCCCCCA
Molecule: messenger RNA, 2924 nt
Organism: Terrapene triunguis (Three-toed box turtle)
Lineage: Eukaryota; Metazoa; Chordata; Testudines; Emydidae
Gene: CD151
Product: CD151 molecule (Raph blood group)
Exons: 9
Coding region: 286-1044 (252 amino acids)
Cellular component (GO): membrane
Source: RefSeq, a predicted model, not a curated record